AUGGACUCCAUCAAGCAGAACCUCGAAAACGCCAAGAACAAGGGCAAGGAUUACUAUAACCAGAUGACGGGGCAGCAGAACUCCGAUGCCUCUCAGUACGCCGAACAGGCCAAGACCAAGGCCAACGAGGGCAUGGACAAGACCAAGCAGACGGCCAAGGAUUAUAUGCCCAAUCAGGCAGGGGAUCAUUAA
This is a messenger RNA of Aspergillus welwitschiae, 192 nucleotides long. RefSeq lists its product as uncharacterized. The coding region runs from base 1 to 192 and encodes 63 amino acids. The transcript has 2 exons. The record is from RefSeq and is a predicted model, not a curated record. NCBI's taxonomy places the organism in Eukaryota, Fungi, Ascomycota, Eurotiomycetes, Eurotiales, Aspergillaceae.